AUGCCGGCCCUGUUGGCGGUGCUGGCGAUGCUGAUGCCCUUGGCGACAGCCAUCAAGUUUUCCCCGGAUGCCAACACGUCCCUGCUGGAAGUGGCCCCGACAUCCAACAAGACAGACGUGGAGCUGGCGCUGCUUGCACGCUCGUCUCGUGCCUCCGUGGAGGAGCAGGAGAAAGAGCUGGAUGCAGUUGUCUCUGCAAAGGCCCUGGGCUUCAUUGGCGACGCCGUCGGUGGCAUCGUGGAUGCUGUCGGCGAUGCUGCGGGUGCUGUGGGCAAUCACAUUGUAACAGCUGCGGAAGUCACUGCCAACACACUCAAGCAGGCAGGUUUGACAAUUGGCAGUGCGGCGGCCAACGCAGCGGUGAUUAUCGGAAAGCACGUGAUCAAACCAGCGGUGGGCAAGAUCACAUCCCUGCCUGGUGACAUCAAGAACGUGGCUGACACCAUCGGCAACGGAGUGAUCCAAGUGGGACAGGCCAUGAGCUACGCCGGGCAGCUUGUGGCAGACUCGACUGUCCAGCUGGGUGGGAUUAUGGCGGACGGGUUGAAGGAAGCCGGGGAGUUCGUCGGGGGCGUGGCGUUGGAUAUGAUUAACUGUAUUAAGGACUCCUUGACCCCAUGCAAACUCCUGAUCGGUGACCAAUGCGACUGCGAUGCCGGAAGCCAUGUCACAGCGUCCGCGACGAGCUUGUCAAUCAGGUGCGUUUUCACAAAGGACGAUGACUUUAAGGGAGGGGCCGGUCUCACCGCCAAGGCUGGGCAGUCCUUCGGCGGCGGCAAGGAGGGUGGCACCGCGGUCCUCCCCGGGAAGGAGUACGCGCAGGCCUACAAGACCGCGAACCAGGUCAUGAAGUCGCGCGAGGCCCUGAAGCCCAAGAAGGUGAAAGCGCCAGAAGGCUCCUGCGAGACGAACCUUUGGGUCGCAGUAGAGGGAGCCGCCCAGUUUACCCCGGACGUCACAGUGACCGUGGAGUCCAACGGGGACACUUCGAUGAGCAUCUCGGGCUUAGUGCGCGCCUCCAUCGAUGCGCUGGUGGAAGGAGAGGGCAGCUGUUCCUUUCAUGCCGAGAAAGGCCUCCCCGAGAAGCCCAAGACGAAGGUCGUUUGCGCGGGGAAGUUCUGCAUCGUUUUCAUGCUCCAGUUCAUCGCCGAGCUUGACAUCAAGGGCGUCCUCACGGGUACCGUGGAGGCCUCGACGGACAUUGAUUUCGAGAUCAAGGGCACCGUCAAGGUCAACCCCAGCGGCAAGGCCACGGCGCACUUCGAGAGCCCUUCGAUCAAACGAACCAACGGCUUCGCCAUCGGUGCCAGUGCCACCACCUCCAUUCGCUUCGGCAUGGGACCAGUUUUCACCAUCUAUCCGGUGCCUGGCAUUCCCAUCAACCUCAACGCCAAGAUCAACGCAGAAGCCAAAGCGCAUGGCACCUUGAGCUACCGCUCGGGCAUGUUCCUGAUCCAGGAGGACGAGGAGUCCCACAAGCACUUGGAUGACGUGAACGACUUCAUGAACGCAACCAGCAACGAGCUUAGCAUGUGUGGUGCUGCGGCGCUGACGACCUACGCCGACAUCGACAUCACCGGCUUGGCGCUGCCGGACAUCUUCAAGGACGUGCUCAACCGCGAGUUCCUGGUGAAACAGAUCAAGGACGGUCUGACGAAGUCGAUGACCAAGCAGGCCACCGGCCCGGCGUCCUGCAUGCCGGGUGGGGAUGCGUUGCAGAACGCAGCCAACAGUGCCGGCAACUUUCUGGCGAGCCUCAUCCCCGAGUUCGACCUGAACUUCUUUGAGUCCAUCCAGCUGCUGAAACCUCAGAAGCUCUUCUGCGAGGAAGUCUACAAGAUCCCAAACCCAGGUUUCGAUCAGGCACCGUGCGCUGCCAACCUGGGAUGCAAGUUCGCGGGCCGUCCGCCCCGGCCCGGGGUCAAGGCACCACUGCCAAGCCAGGUAACGAACCAGGUCUCCAUGACCGCCACGGCGCCAGCAUGCUCGCUUGUGGAGGGCUCCGUAAAGAUGGGAGAUCACUUCAUUGAGGUCGGCACCUUUCGCAUGGGUGUCGUUGACCAUGGUAAUGGGUAUGAGUACUUCUCCAUCCAGCACAAGGACGGCGUGACAACACAGAUCUACGGGGCCGAGGGCAACACACACGUUCGCAGACGUCGACCCCGCAGAGACAUUGGCACCUGGCACAGGCCUGUGGGAACUGCUAAGGGGAUCUCCUUCGGCUUCCAGUACAUCCAGAUUGGCAACUUCCGCCUCGGUGCCAUCGACGACAACCACCUCUCCCUUUCACACAAGAACGGCAACACGAUGAUCAUCUACCGCAACGACAGGAAGGUCUUCUAUGGCCCACUAACGGAUUGGGGGGCCUUCGACCGUGGGGAGGGGGCACCAACUGGCGUGUCCUUCGGAGAUAGGUUCCUCCAGAUCGGCAAGUUCCGGAUCGGCUGUAACGACCCUGGUCAUUUCGUGGUGACCCACACCUCGAACACCCUCGUCCACCUCUACAGAUAUGACGGCACAGAACACCGUCCAGGCAACGAGUGGAGCCAUGCCAUAAACAGCCGUCCUCCGGCUCCGUGGACGUGCAAGGACAUCGCGGAAAUCGCCUAUGGCAAGUGCGAUCCAGACUGGGGUGCCUACGGAGAUCGAUUCAUCCAGCUGGGGCAGUGGCGUCUCGGGGCCUGGGAUGCAAACCACUUCAGCGUGUCCCACAAGAAUGGGAACACAGCUAUGAUCUAUCGCGGUGAUGGGACGCGGCACCCGGGACCCCGCAGGGACUUCGGUACAUGGAACAGGCCUACUGGGUUCCCCCACGGCAUCAGCUUCGGUCCCGGCUUCAUCCAAAUCGGCAACUUCCGGCUCGGCGCCAUCGACGACGGCCACCUCAGCCUAGCCCACAGCAACGGAAACGUUAUCGCCAUCUUCAGGCAUGACAAGACAAUCCACUCCAACCGCGAUGUCCUCCGAAGCGCCUGGACCGCCUGGAGGCUGACGGCGGGGGCCGCGUCCAGCAUCACCUUCGGGAAGGAUUUUUUGCAGCUCGGCAAUUUCCGUCUCGGCGAUGUCGACGGGGGUGGUCACUUCGCCGUCGGCCACAACACCGGCGGAACGAUCCAGCUCUUCUCCCACGGCGGCCACUCGCACCCUGGCAUAGGCAAUGAGUGGUCGGCGCCUGUCUUCAGCCGCUUCCCGCAGUGGCACUGUGGCGGAAUCCAGGAGAUCAUGGGUGUCUGCCCUGGGCUUGCCGCCGGAGACAACUUCCUGCAGAUUGGUGACUGGCGCUUAGGUGCCGACUACCACCAUUUCACGGUCAGCCACCGCGAUGGCACGACGGCCAUGAUCUACAGAAGCGACAAUCUCCACUUCGGUGGGCCCAGGUCGGACUGGGGCUGGUGGGGGCACGAGACCAAGCAAUCGGCCCACAGCCUGCGCUUCGGAGAUCGAUUUAUCGAGUUUGCCGGCGCCUGGCGUUUGGGCGAGUGGCAUUCAGGGCACCUGAGCCUUUCCCACACCAACGGCAAUGCUCCAAUUCUCUUCCGCUCGGAUGGGCACCACUUUAAAAACUUCGUUGGGCACUCGCACGGCUCGUGGCAUCGACCACGCGGUGCGGCGCAAGGCGUCACGUUCGGAGACCGCUUCGUUCAGAUUGGCGGCUUCAGGGUCGGAGAUGUGGACUCAAGGCACUUCAGCAUUACGCACACAAACGGCCAGACCAUUAAGAUCUACCGUGAAGAUGGGAGACAUUACUGGGGCCCCCGCACCGACUUCACCACCUUCGGCCGCCCGCUCUGGGACUGUGCGGUGGUGUAG
This is a messenger RNA of Symbiodinium natans, 3810 nucleotides long. NCBI's taxonomy places the organism in Eukaryota, Dinophyceae, Suessiales, Symbiodiniaceae. The record is from the annotation of a GenBank genome assembly.